Molecule: messenger RNA, 1307 nt
Organism: Bacillus rossius redtenbacheri
Lineage: Eukaryota; Metazoa; Arthropoda; Insecta; Phasmatodea; Bacillidae
Exons: 6
Coding region: 1-789 (262 amino acids)
Source: RefSeq, a predicted model, not a curated record
AUGGCACAAGCUGUAGAAGGUUACACGGAGGUUCCGCGGGCCGCCGCUCGGAGCGCCAGCCGCGCCAUACCCUCGCCGGGAGAAAGUCCCUUCAUCAAAUAUGCCUUCAUCCUUGCUGCGGCGUCAGUGCGAGAGGAGGCCAGCCCCAGCGCGGAAGCCAUGGCCCUCAGCAGCGUCGGGACGCUCGGCGUCCUGUUGCUCGUCUUCGAGGCGAUCAGUGCAGAGCUGUGGCAGCAGGAGGUGGGCUCGCAGAUGGACCUGGGCGACUCGGGCUCCGGCUACCGCCACGUCAACCUGCGCUGCGGGGCCGACUACAUGCAGGUGGAGGUGAGGACUCAGGAGGACUUCAGCGGAGUGAUCUACACCCGGGGCAGCUACAACAAGAAGGACACGCCCUGCUUCCUGGACCCGCGCGCCGGGAGGGACUUCUCGCUGCGCAUCCCGCUCGGCCAGUGCCACACCAAGCAGGAGGACGACGUGUACUCGAACGUGGUGGUGAUCCAGCACGACGACGAGCUCAUCAUGCCGGGCGACGCCGCCUUCACGCUCGAGUGCGACUUCAGCCGGCCGCGCGACGUCACCGUCAACGCCGACCUGUCGGCCGACCACGGCGCCCGAGGCCGCGAGGUGAGCUCGCGCAUCAGCCUGGCCAACGUGGACCCGGCGGGCAAGGAGCUGCCCCGCCACACCAGGUCCACCGUGGCCAACGACUCGGACUUCGUGGUCUUCACCCCCGAGGACGUGCGCCCCCGGAGGAGGCGCUCCCCCGCCAGUAAGGACGAGCUUUGACGGGGUGUCCACACACCCUGUGGGAAUACACUUACUCUUCCUGGCAAAGACAUGCGAGCUCUCCAGUCAGAGUUAUUCCAUCUGCCGGUACCCAGACGUUAACUUCAUUAUUUCCCCUUUCAGUUUGGGAUUCAUUGCCUACUCGUACACAGGAGCGCACCACCCAGAAUUUCAUUUCUAUUUUCUUUUUUAAAAUGAUUUCCUUUUGUAGAUGGCAAAUACAGAUAUAUAUUUUUAAAAAGGAUUUAUUAUGAUUUCGGGAAUGGAAUUCACCUCAUUGCACAACCCUGCUCAUACGCACUAUAAAAUGGCAUGUGCAAGGUUCGGUUUGUACCAGGCCAGCCAUGGUGACCGCGGAUUCGUUAUUUACAUUUUUUCUUUCAGAAUAUUGUAAAAUUAAAAAAAAAUUUCAGGGGUAUAUGUGGACACCCUGUUUAAAGUCCCUUCCCGAGAGAGCACAUCCUUAAAUACGUAUACAAAUGUAAAAAAAUAUUCUCAAAAUAAUUUAUGUUACCAUU